Molecule: messenger RNA, 1461 nt
Organism: Contarinia nasturtii (swede midge)
Lineage: Eukaryota; Metazoa; Arthropoda; Insecta; Diptera; Cecidomyiidae
Gene: MED19
Product: mediator of RNA polymerase II transcription subunit 19
Exons: 3
Coding region: 396-1148 (250 amino acids)
Biological process (GO): positive regulation of transcription by RNA polymerase II
Cellular component (GO): mediator complex
Molecular function (GO): transcription coregulator activity; transcription factor binding
Source: RefSeq, a predicted model, not a curated record
UCACCUACUGCGAAACAAUUCACAUUCAUCCGUGCAGACAGUUUUUGUCAUCGUCGUAGAAUUUUGGUGAUUUGCAAUAUUCCCGAGUGUCUUCGUACUUUGUAAAUCUCUAUAUCAAUUUUUUUUAUUUUUCUCCCAUAGUGGAAUAUUUUUAUUAAUUUAUUAUUUAUCGAAACGAAGAGAAAAUAAACAAAAAAAAUAUUGCAUGGAGUAUAUAUUGAUAUAGUGAAGUGAAUAGCUUGUGAAAGAUUCACGUUCACGACCCCCUUUUUGUUUUAGCAUAUUUUAUUUCGUUGUGAUAAUAAAUGAACAAAGGACGGACGGAUGAAAAACAAAAUUAAAUACAAAUCACCCAUUUUAAAAUCACGAAAAGGUCGACAAACAAAGCUAGAAAAAUGAUAAAUUUUGGCAAUAAUAUGAUGCAUGCGGAUCAAUUUCGUAAAAUGGAAACAUUUUCACCAAAAUCAUCGCCUCGCGGUGGACGAUCACCGAUCGUAUCGCGCCAAGAUUCAUCGGGCACGUUGAAAAUGAACAUUUCACUUGGAAAAAUACCAGCCAUUGUACACAAUGGACCAUUUUAUUUAAUGAAAGACCCACAAGGCGGUAGUGAAUUAACGGGCGCAACAAAUCUAAUGGCACACUAUGGAUUGGAGCAUUCGUAUAGUAAAUUUAGUGGCAAAAAAGUGAAGGAGCAACUAUCAUCAUUUUUACCAAAUCUUCCGGGUGUCAUCGACGGUCCUGGUCAAAUCGAUAAUAGUUCAUUGCGUAGUGUAAUUGAGAAGCCGCCGAUUGGUGGUAAAGAACUGUUGCCGUUGACCAAUGUACAAUUGGCUGGUUUUCGCUUGCAUCCAGGUCCAUUACCAGAUCAGUAUCGUUAUAUGAAUAAUACACCAGUGCGAAAGCAUAAAAAAUAUAAAAAACAUAGACAUAAGGAUAGUUCUGUGCCACUACCAACCAUGCAAACCGAUUUAGUUGCUGAACCUCAUGAAAAGAAACACAAAAAACAAAAACGACACGAAGAUGAUAAAUCGGAGCGGAAAAAACGCAAGAAGGAGAAGAAACGAAAGAAACAACGACACACACCCGAACCACCUGCUACAACGGUCAAUCCAAUUGGUGUUGGGCUACCGCCCAACAUUGGAUUCUGAUUUUUCUCAUCACAUACGCAACAUGUUAUUUAAAUUCCUCUGUACAUACACAUCAAACAAACAAACAAACAAUUUUAUAAUAAUAGGACUUCGAUCACAACAAAUUUCUCAAAACAUCCAAACAAAAACACACACAAUACACACACACACACACGCCAAAUCAACCAAACCGCUCGUACAUCCCAAAUAGUGAAAAAAUCAUUCUGAAUUCCAUGUAGUGUCGUACUACUACAGGAAGUAGUUCAUCUACUGGAACAAAAAAUAAAAAAAUAAAACAAUUGUCAUAUUCAAUCAUCAUCGGAUGAUCAAUUUA